UUCCUGCUGCUGAGCCGAGGAGCAGUUGUUGACUGUGUGGCCUGACUUCACUACGAGCUGCUGAUUGUUAAAUACAUGAAAUAAUGAGCUGCUGUCUUCAGCUUUAAAGGUUGGAGCACGAGACCACACUGGGAGACGGUCUGGAGGGGUGUAUCUGGGUCUGUUAGCGGCGGGCUAACAUGCUGUGCUGGGGGAAUGCUUCGUAUGGUCAGCUGGGUUUGGGAGGAAUCGAUGAAGAGAUCGUCGUCGAGCCUCGGAGGUGUGAAUUCUUCGAUGGAAAGUGUGUGCGUGACGUCGGGUCCGGCCACAGACACACCGUCUUCCUGUUGGAGGAUGGGACGGUUUACACCUGCGGCUGCAACGACCUGGGACAGCUAGGACACGACAAGUCCAGGAAGAAACCAGAGCAGGUGGUGGCUCUGGACGCUCAGAUCAUCGCCGCAGUGGCAUGCGGUCAGUCUCACACGCUCGCGGUGAACGAUAAAGGUCAGGUGUUCUCGUGGGGUUUGGGCUCAGACGGACAGCUUGGCCUCCAUAACUUUGAUGAAUGUGUUCGUGUGCCUCGAAAUAUAAAGACUCUGUCGGACGUUCAGGUCGCUCAGGUAGCCUGCGGGUACUGGCACUCCCUCGCUCUCUCCAGAGGGGGUCAUGUUUUCUCGUGGGGACAGAAUCGGUUCGGACAGCUCGGUCUGGGAAUGAAUGGACAGAGUAUCUGUUCUCCUCAGAUCAUUCAGUCUCUGCAGGGUGUUCCUUUUGCUCAGAUAACAGCAGGGGGCGCUCACAGCUUUGCCCUCACGUUGUCGGGGGCGGUGUUCGGAUGGGGGCGAAAUAAGUUUGGACAGCUGGGACUCAAUGACAGAAACGAUCGCUGUUUUCCAUCUCUGCUGAAGUCGCUCAGAUCUCAGAGAGUGAUUUUUAUCUCCUGCGGAGAGGAUCACACCGCGGUGCUCACUAAGGAAGGAGGCGUGUUUACAUUUGGAGCCGGAGGAUACGGACAGCUGGGACACAACUCCACCAACCAUGAGAUCAACCCCAGGAAGGUGUUUGAGCUCAUGGGGAAUGUCGUCACACAGAUUUCCUGCGGGAGGCAGCACACGCUGGCUUUCACGCCGGCUUCAGAAAAGAUGGACUCAUUUGGACUCGGGGGAAACGGGCAGCUCGGCACUCGCUCCACCUGUAACAGAAAGAGCCCUGCGCCUGUCAAAGGGCCCUGGGCCUGCUCACCUGCUUCCGUGGACUCAGACUCUGAGCAGGUUUGCUGUGUGAAGAAGAUUUAUGCAGGAGGAGACCAAAGCUUUGCUCACUAUCGCACAAACAAUAGUCCUGACGAGGUGUCGGUCACAGAUCCAGACAGGAAGCUCUGCUGUCUGAAUGAAGACACGAUUCGGAGAUGGUUGUACCAUUCGUCAGGACGGCUCCCCGCGGAAGUGUCCAAUGAAAUCGACCUCGUGUUUUCAUCAGCGAGCUGCCUGAACGGAUCCUUUCUAUCAAUCAGUAAUCCGGAUCACUUCAGUACGAGCUCUAAGAGUCCGGGUGUUGACAUGAACAAAGCUCGCCUCCUGUUUCACAGGUUGAUCACAAAUGAUCGCCCGGAGAUCAAUCAGCAGAUUGCUGCCAGUCUGGAGAAGAACCUGAUUCCCAGGUUGAGUUCUUCUCCUCCAGACGUUGAAGCUCUGAGACUCUUCGUCACGCUGCCCGAGUGUCCUCUCUUCAGAGACCGGAAUAACUACGUCACCAUCACCAUCCCGUUCGCCCGCUCGGUGAUCAGCCUGAAGCAGCCUCCCCUGAAGGUGCUCGGAAACUGGUGGUCUACCUUCGAGGGCCCGGUGUUCCAGCACCUGGUGGAGUUGUAUAAGGAGGUGGUGGUUUACCUGCUGCAGAUGCACAAAGUCGGGAUUCCUUCAGCAGAGCAGAGAAUCUUCACCUGUUUCCUCGACACGUCGCUGCGUCUGCUGGAGAUCCUUCACACCGUGAGCGAGCGAGCCGGUCACAUCAUCCAGUACGAUAAGUUCUACAUCCACGAGUUGGACGAGCUGAUCGACAUCAGGAACGACUACGUGAGCUGGGUCCAGAGGCAGAUGUUACCCAUGGGUCAGGACGGCGUGUUCACUCUGUGCAGGUUCCCGUUUGUGUUUGACGCUCAGGCAAAGACGACGCUGCUGCAGACGGACGCCGUGAUCCAGAUGCAGAUGGCGGUGGAUCAGGCUCAGAUGCAGAACUUCAGCUCCAUGUUCAUGCCGGCGGUGGAGUCGGUGAAUCCGUGUCUCAUCCUGAUCGUCCGGAGGGAAAACAUCGUAGGAGACACGAUGGAGGUCCUCAGGAAGUCCAAGAACGUGGACUACAAGAAACCGCUGAAGGUGAUAUUCGUGGGGGAGGAGGCGGUGGACGCAGGCGGCGUGAGGAAAGAGUUUUUCCUCUUGAUCAUGAAAGAGCUGCUGGACCCUAAAUAUGGGAUGUUUCGUUACCAUGACGACUCAAGGCUCAUCUGGUUUUCAAACAAGACGUUUGAAGACAUCGACCUGUUUAAUCUGAUCGGGGUAAUCUGCGGCCUGGCCAUCUAUAAUCUGACUAUCGUGGAGCUGAACUUCCCUUUGGCUCUUUACAAAAAGCUGCUGAAGAAGAAACCCAACCUGGACGACCUGAAGGAGUUAAUGCCUGACGUUGGAAGGAGUCUGCAGCAUUUACUGGACUACACAGAGGACGACCUGGAGGACACCUUCUGUCUGAACUUUACCAUCACAGAAGAAAACUACGGAGCCACGGAGGUGUUUGAACUCGCUCCAAACGGCGAGAACAUCAACGUGAAUAAAUCCAACAGGCAGGAUUUCGUCAACGCGUACGUGAAUUACGUCUUCAACACGUCGGUGGCUCCGCUGUUCGAGUGUUUCUACGCCGGCUUUCAUAAAGUGUGCGGAGGGAAAGUUCUGGAGCUCUUCCAGCCGAACGAACUUCAGGCCAUGGUGAUCGGAAACACCAACUAUGACUGGACGGAGCUCCAGAAGAGCACCGAGUACAAAGGAGAGUACUGGGCCGAUCAUCACACCAUCAGACUCUUCUGGGAAGUUUUCCACGACCUUCCUUUAGAGAGGAAGAAGCAGUUUCUGUUGUUCCUCACAGGAAGUGACCGGAUCCCCAUCCUGGGCAUGAAGAACCUGAAGUUAGUGAUUCAGCCCACAGGUGGAGGCGAACAUUACUUACCUGUCGCUCACACCUGCUUCAACCUCCUCGACCUGCCAAAGUACACGAGUUCACAAACUCUAAGACAGAAACUGUUACAGGCCAUCGAUCACAAUCAGGGAUUCAACCUGGCCUGAGGACUUUCACCUGAUGUUAGAAACACUCCUGAAGUUCAGACGGAGAGAGGGAAGUCUGAGAAGACGGGGAGACGAUAAAGACGGGGAGACGCUGGAGACAAUAAUAUUUUGGAGAUGCUAAAAACGAGGAGAUGCUAAAGACGAGGAAACAAUAAAGACAAGCAGACACUGGAGACAAUAAUAUUUGGGAGACGAUAAUAACGGGAAGAUGCUGAGAUGAUGAAGAUACAGGAGACAAAAAACGAGGAGACGCUAAAGACUUAAAAGAAUUGGAGACGAAAAAGACGCUCGAGUUGAUAAAAACUGGACAAGAUAAAAACAAGAAGACGCUGGAGUCAAAAAAGACGGGGAGACGGUAAAAAUGAGAUGGCAAAAGCGGGGACAAGAUAAAAACGGGGAGACGAUAAAGACAGGAAGACGCUGGAGUCAAAAAAGACUGGGAGACAGUAAAAAACAAGAUGAUAAAAGUGGGAACAAGGUAGAGAUGGGAGACGAUAAAGACAGGAAGACGCUGGAGACGCUCAAAUUUGGGAGAUGAUGAAAGCAGGAAGACGACAAAAACGGAGGAAGGAUAAAAACAGGGAAGACAAGGAUCUGAUUAAGACUGGAAGACUAGGGGGACGAUAUAAAUUGAGAGACAAUAAAAACAGGAAGACAAUAAUUUGGAGACGCUGGAGACGCCGAUUAACGAUCAAGACUGUCAGAGUGGUGUUGGGUUUAAAGCUUGUUGAUGCCAUGUCAGUAUUUCAGACUUGCGUUGAAUCAGUCCUCAGAGAGGACAGGUGUGAUCUGCCGUUCUUCAUAUUAAACGAUGAUGAUGAUGAUAAAGGUAAAACAUGCAGUGUGAAAACAGCGACAUAAACAUCUUGACAUGAAGUCACCUGCAACAAGAUUCAUAAUGAGAGGAUCAAUAACCUUAAUAAAUCAAUAAUUAUCAAAGAUAGUACAGGAGUAAGACCCCGGGUCUCUGCAGGUGGUCUUCAUGUCUCAGAGUUUAGACUGUUUUCAUCCUGUGAACACAUCCAGACUGUUUUUACUUCUGAGAGCUGAGCUUACUGUCCUCAGCUGUGAGCCUUAACGACGACGACACAAAGACUGACCAGCUGCUGAAAUAAACAGUUACAUGGAGACAAAA
This is a messenger RNA of Notolabrus celidotus (New Zealand spotty), 4449 nucleotides long. It is a transcript of the gene herc4, whose product is annotated as HECT and RLD domain containing E3 ubiquitin protein ligase 4. NCBI's taxonomy places the organism in Eukaryota, Metazoa, Chordata, Actinopteri, Labriformes, Labridae. The record is from RefSeq and is a predicted model, not a curated record. The transcript is spliced from 24 exons. The coding region runs from base 180 to 3314 and encodes 1044 amino acids. Gene Ontology annotation, molecular function: ubiquitin-protein transferase activity.